Messenger RNA from Plasmodium gonderi, 903 nucleotides. Its product is annotated as variable surface protein. The transcript has 3 exons. The record is from RefSeq and is a predicted model, not a curated record. The coding region runs from base 1 to 903 and encodes 300 amino acids. NCBI's taxonomy places the organism in Eukaryota, Apicomplexa, Aconoidasida, Haemosporida, Plasmodiidae.
AUGAGUUCCACUAUAAAUGUGCCAGAUGAUUUAGAUUUUAAGGACAUAUUUCCCACGUGCUAUGGUGAGUAUAGAAAUGCUAUGAAAAAUAAAUCAAACAUUGAGGCUAGGUCUUAUACAAGUUUGUGUAAUAGAAUUAAUAGUUUAGUAGGGGCGGAUGAUUUGGGGUUUAUUUUGCCUUGUCAAGUGAUAAGUCUCUAUUUAGAAAGAAUAAAUAGCAACACCAUUUAUCAUGAUAAAAGACCAUGUUGUAUAUAUUUUAACUACAAAUUAAUUUCUGAACUAAAAAGACAUAAUUGUGAUUGUGAUAAAGCAAGUGAUUGUUUUGAUAAAAUGAUAAAUGAAUUUGCAGGAGGUAAAAAGUUAUCUGGUGUAUGUAAGGGUUAUAUAAAAGAGCUUGAGGGUGAUAUACUUAACAUAUUGGAUAAAAUAAAUGGACUAUAUGACAAUUUUGAAGAAUUAAAAUUAAAUUCUAAAGAAAAUUGUGAAUACGCUAGGAAGUGUGUUACAAAAUAUAGAGAUUUAUUAGAAAUAUGUUAUAAAGGGAAUAACAAAAGAUUUUGUGGAUUACUAGAAAUAUUUAAAGAUGAAUAUAAUGAUCACAUGAAAGAUAAGUCUGCAUGCUAUGAUGUUCCAAAAUUUUUAUAUUCCUCCUAUGGUAUAUCUAGGUGGAAGGUCGUUUUAGCUUCAUUUAUAGUAACUUUUGCAAUAUCAAUAACUAUAUUAAUUUUGUAUAAGUAUAACAUUUAUGAUUUAUAUUUACAACCAAUGGUGAAAAAGUUAAAGAAAAUCUGGAAAACAAAAAAGAAAGAACAACUUAAAUUAAUUGAAUCAUUUGAACAUAUAUGCAGAAACUUAAUGGAUGGAAUAUACAGAAUAGAAUAUACCCAAGUAGGAUACUAA